Messenger RNA from Ricinus communis (castor bean), 747 nucleotides. RefSeq lists its product as uncharacterized. The transcript has 4 exons. The record is from RefSeq and is a predicted model, not a curated record. The coding region runs from base 1 to 747 and encodes 248 amino acids. Lineage: Eukaryota; Viridiplantae; Streptophyta; Magnoliopsida; Malpighiales; Euphorbiaceae.
AUGCCUAGGUAUACGAAGUUCUUAAAGGAGAUCCUUAGCAACAAAAGAAAGUUUGAGGACUUGGCAUUCGUGAUGCUAAACGAGGAAUAUUCAAUGAUUUUCCAAAACAAGUUACUAGAAAAGCAACAUGAUCCAGGGAGUUUUACUAUCCCUUAUGUUAUAGGUGACUUAACUAUUAGUGAUGCUUUAGCUAAUUUAGGAGCUAGCAUUAAUGUAAUACCGUCCAACCUGUUUGCUAAGUUGGGGCUAGGUGAGACUAAAUCCACUAGGAUAAGCAUACAGUUAGAUGAUAGGUCAAUCAAGUAUCCUAGGGGUGUUGUAGAGAAUGUGCUUGUUAAGGUGGAUAAAUUCAUAUUUUCUAUUGACUUUGUGAUCUUAGACAUGGAUGAUCACGAUGAUGCUAUGUAUUCUAUUAAUGUACUUGAUGAUGGUGUUAAGACACAGUUGCAGGAAAUGUUGGUUGAAAACCCUCUACAAGUUACUUUACCAAUGGAAGAUGAGCAUGAGUUGUCAAAUGAGAAAAAGUUGAGGCCAUCAAUUGAGGAACCACCAGUUCUUGAGUUGAAAGAGCUCCCAAAGCAUAUCGACUAUGCAUAUCGAGACAAUGGCAACAGUUUGCCUGAUAUUUCGGUAGCAAACUUGACACUCGAGUUUCAUAUGCCAUUUGAGUAUAUUCCACCUCUAGUAGUUGAUGAUGCACCUCAUCCAGUACCUCCACCACCGCCACCAGCCCAGCAGGAUGAGUAG